CCAUCAUCAGAUCUGAAAAAUGGGUUUCGCUGUAUAUCCGAUUAAGCUGGCUGCUGCAUUUUCCGAGCACUUUGAACAAAAAAAAGACGAUGGGGUCGUCACAGUCUACGCAGGUACUCGAUGAAGAAGAAGAUGAAGAAGCAGGAAGCGAAGGUGAAGAAGAAGAGGAAGUUGUUAAUGGCGGAUUGAACAGAAGAACAGAGCUGGAUAAUCUCUUGGUCAAGAAGGUUCUCGAGCAAGAGCCUGAGAUGCUACCUUGUCACGCCUCUGCCUCUCCACUCUCUCCUCAGCUCUCGUCCCUUGGAACGCCUCGAAUCGGACCAUCAAUCAAAGUCUGGGACCCUUACAACGUCCUGGCGCCACCUCCUCCGCCUCUCUUCUCCCGUCUCUCCUCCACGGGGGAGCACGACCGCGCCGCCGUGACAGAGGUCUAUUUCAUCAGCCACGGAGAAUGCGAUCUCAACCUCAGGCCUGAUCUGAUUGGAGGCAAGUGUCAAUUGGCCGCUCUCACCCCUAAUGGAAAACGCCAGGCGAGGGCGCUCGCCGUGUUCUUAAAUUCCGAAGGGGUUCGAUUCACCUCCGUCUUCUCUUCACCUCUGGAUCGAGCUAGAUCCAUGGCCGUCUCCGUUUGCCAGGUAUAUUAUAUUAUUAUCCUUCACGUACAGUCCUCAGAUGCAAUUGUUGAGAUGAGCUUAGGAGACUGGGAAGGCUUCCAUAGAUCAGAGAUUUACACACCUGAAACUCUAAGCUUGAUAGAAAGAUGCCAACCUGAUUUCUCAGCUCCAUCCGGCGAAUCACUCAGACAAGUAGAGUUUCGGAUGGUUCAGUUUCUGAACGGAACGCUCUUAGGAGUUGCAGAGAAGCUCAGGACAGAACUUCUUCCAUCUACACAUCACAACAUUGCCAGAGGAGGGUUCCCACAAAGUCCGCACUCUAUUCAUCGCCCAAGCCUUACGAGGAAGAAGUCUGGAAAGACUCGGUUUCAGGUGAUGAACACAACCGGUGAUCACGAGGCUAACGAAGAGAUAUUUAAUCAUCAAAACGACGAGCAACAUCUAGGUGAUGUAAACAUCAAGAGUUCCUCUUCUCAGCUCUCAACCUGCAUUGGAGUUUUCACACACUCGUUACCUAUAAAGUGUCUUCUCACCGGAAUCCUCGGAUGCAGCCCGGUAAUGACACAUAAGAUAUGUGUGGAGGAUUCCUCCGUGACCGUGUUACAGCACUCGUGGAAAACAGGUUGGCAGGUAAAGCGGUUAAAUGACACCGCUCAUCUUAGACUGUUGUAGGCAUCAUCAGAUUCUUUUACUCUCUUAAAAGCUCGAGCAACAACGAGCUGGUAAAUUAUUCCAAGACCUUCGCAAGCCAUUUGAGUCUGCAGAAGAAGAUCAACAAGCUUGCAUAUUACACAUGCUACCGACACGAGCCUCUUGUAUUGUUUGUUUUGAGAAAGAAAGUAGGAAAAAAAAAAAAAAAAAAAAAAAGCUAA
This is a messenger RNA of Eutrema salsugineum, 1486 nucleotides long. RefSeq lists its product as uncharacterized. The record is from RefSeq and is a predicted model, not a curated record. The coding region runs from base 90 to 1286 and encodes 398 amino acids. Lineage: Eukaryota; Viridiplantae; Streptophyta; Magnoliopsida; Brassicales; Brassicaceae. The transcript is spliced from 2 exons.